Molecule: messenger RNA, 1219 nt
Organism: Aethina tumida (small hive beetle)
Lineage: Eukaryota; Metazoa; Arthropoda; Insecta; Coleoptera; Nitidulidae
Product: testis-expressed protein 9-like
Exons: 1
Coding region: 204-1067 (287 amino acids)
Source: RefSeq, a predicted model, not a curated record
GCUUCCUUCGGACAAGUAUGUACUUGCAAAUUGCAUAUUGUACAAAAAUGAAAAAGUUUCAUUAAGAUUACAAAUGUCAUUAUGACAAGUUUAUCCAAAUUACUAAAAGUAAAUUGACGAGUUAAAAGUUAAAAGUUAAAUUUGCUGUUUCGAUGAAAAUUCCAAUUAUUAAAAUGCCAGUGUAGCGACCCCAAACGUGCAAAAUGGAACCAGAUCUCUUAAAAAAGGAGCAAGAAUACCACAAGGAGAACCAAAAGCUCGAGAUCAAAACCAAAGAGUUGAUGAAGAAGGUGGACGAUGUAAUGAAGCUGCAGGAUGAGAUUUUGAAGGGCAAAUUUUGCCCUAAAGCAAUAAUAAAUGAUAACGCAAUUGGUGAUAACAGUUUCGUGAAAUGUAACGACGACGUUAUCACAUUGCAAGACUUGAACAUUCCGGCGUCUGUGGACGACGUGAAUCUCAGAGCCAAGUUGUGCUACUUCAACACCUACAUCAAAACCCUUAAAAGUGACCUAAGUAAAUUACAUCAGGAAUGUAAUUUAAAGGAUGAGGCACUGUACCACCUACAAAACGAAAACGUCAAGCUAUACGAAGAAAGGAAGAGGAUGUUGGUGCGCACAGUGAGUGACAGGAACAUGUCCACCAAAUACGAAACGAUGAUAAGCAACUUGAACAACACAAUAGCCGAAAGGGAUGGGGAGAUGCACUCACUGAAGAAGCACAACGUCGCCCUCAAGCGCGAAGUCAAAACUUUAAAAGGGGAGAUCAUCGCCAUGGAAAUACAACUCAACAACUUCACGGGCGAAGCUGACAAAUACAAAAACGAACUGAAGAAGGUCAAGGAACACGAAAAGUCAACGAACGAGAAUCACAAGAAGAAAAUUAGGGAACUUGAAGCUGUGAUCAAGAACAAAGACAAGAACAAAGCGGAUUUGCAUGAGGGGUUUAAGAAGCAACAACUUUUGAUCGACAAUUUGAAGAAGCAGAAGAUGCACAUCGAAGCCACCCAAAUUGCCGAAGUGUCCCAUCACAUGUACCUUAAGUUACUCGACUGGAACGUCACUGCUUAAGUUGAUCCUACAAUUUUUAUUUAGUUUUGGACAAGUCACUUAUUAAUAUGUUUGCAUUUAUUAUUGUGUAUUUUAAUAAUUAAAUUUCUUAUGAAUGUCAGAAGUUAUGUGAAAUCAGAUGAAUAAAUAUAAUAGAAACUUUUUGUAUAUAA